Molecule: messenger RNA, 489 nt
Organism: Parastagonospora nodorum SN15
Lineage: Eukaryota; Fungi; Ascomycota; Dothideomycetes; Pleosporales; Phaeosphaeriaceae
Exons: 3
Coding region: 1-489 (162 amino acids)
Biological process (GO): mitotic spindle assembly checkpoint signaling
Cellular component (GO): nucleoplasm; cytoplasm; kinetochore
Source: RefSeq, a predicted model, not a curated record
AUGUCUCAGCCAAAAUCCUCGUCAAAAUCAAGAUCCUCCAAGGGCGACUCUUCCAAGGUGCACAAGCUUGCUCUGAAGGGGUCUUCCAAGGUUGUCAAUGAGUUCGUCAAGGCGUAUAUCAAAAAGAUCAUGUCGCAGCUUAAAGAGUGGAUGUACGGCGGCAAAAUCUCGAAGCUGGUCGUUGUCAUCACCAGCAAAGAGACAGGCGAGCACGUCGAGCGCUGGCAAUUCGAUGCAAAAAAGACCGAGACCGAAAUCCAGGCGGAGAUCCAGUCCAUCUUCCGACAAAUUACAGCUUCCGUCACAUUUUUGCCAAUGCUAGACGGCAACUGCACAUUCAAUGUACUCGUCUACGCAGAUGCAGACUCAGAAGUACCCCUCGAAUGGGGCGACAGCGAUGCCAAGGAGAUACAGAAUGGCGAAAAGGUGCAACUGCGCAGCUUCAGCACGAGUAAUCAUCGGGUAGAUACUCUGGUAAGCUAUCGGUAA